UGCAUGAGCAGCGUAUAUAAGCGUUAGGGCAAAGCCGCCCAAGUCAGUCGAAUCACGACCAAACUCGAGCACGUGCUGCACAGCGCGAUAAAAGAAAGGAAUUGAAAAACCUUAAAGAUGCGUGCGACGGCGUUGCUGCUGUUAGUGCUGGGUGUUAUUUAUCUGAAAGAUGCGGCAUCACAUAUCCUGCCAGUGGCUGGCACCUAUUUGUUGCCACAGCAAGCGCUGGCACCUGUGGUGCUUCUGGUCGCAGCACCACCAGAAGAUGAUGGCACGUAUAAGCCACCGUUAGGUGUAGACGACGGUUUAUGGAAGCCACAGCCGGGACUAGAAGGCGAAUAUAUCCCUGACGGAAGCGAGUCAAGCGCUGGAAGUGAUAGUAGUUCAAGUGACACUUCAUCGACAGGCUCCGAAGGCGAAGCAGGAAGUGAGGCUGGCGAGGCUGGUGGUGCAGGUGGUAGCGGUGGCGCAGGAGGCGCUGGAGGUGUUCUUGGCGGUAGCGGUGGUAGUAGUGGUAGCGGCGGCGGGGGAAGCGCUGGAGGAGGUGGCGCUGGUGGUGGCGGUGGUGCUGGAGGCACAGCUGGUUCCGGGGAGAGCGGACAAAAUGGUCAGCCUGGUGCUCCAAGUCCAGCUGGACCUCAACCAGAUGGAGAAGAUGGCGCCGAUGGUCCAGAUGGCCCCGACGGCCCAGACGGCAGUAAGGGCGGAAAGGGCGGAAAAGGUGGCAAGGGUGCACGCAACGGUGCUGGCGGAGGCGGUGGUGCGGGUGGUGCUGCGCCACAGCCACCGGUACCUGCGCAGCCCGCUCCAGUUUGGGCCGAGCCAGAGCUUCAAAUUGUACAACUCCAUUAAACAGUACCGCCAGUUCGGAAGUAGCUUUCAGCUGUUAAUUUCUUUUUUGUUAUACGAAGUUUAUAUUAAUAAGUUCUUGCCAGCUGAUCCAUGUUUAAGGACAAAUGAUAUUGCUUUCGAUCCUUUCUUUAGUUAGUUGGAACAUUAUCUUAAAAACUAGACAAAUUUGUUAAGUUAACUUGUUCGUUUGAACUUAGUAUUAGGUCUAGUCAAAAUAUUUGUAUAUGCUUUAAGCACGCAAACGAAUAUUAAAAUUCGAUUAUCUGCAAAUGCA
Messenger RNA from Scaptodrosophila lebanonensis, 1126 nucleotides. RefSeq names its product PE-PGRS family protein PE_PGRS26. Lineage: Eukaryota; Metazoa; Arthropoda; Insecta; Diptera; Drosophilidae. The record is from RefSeq and is a predicted model, not a curated record. The coding region runs from base 118 to 852 and encodes 244 amino acids. The transcript is spliced from 3 exons.